Molecule: messenger RNA, 8691 nt
Organism: Paramecium primaurelia
Lineage: Eukaryota; Ciliophora; Oligohymenophorea; Peniculida; Parameciidae
Source: the annotation of a GenBank genome assembly
AUGACAAAAUAUUCAUUAAGAGGAGGAGGAUGUUCACCUUCUGGGAUUAAUAAAAUGAAAUCGAAAAUUUUUAUAGAAGAAAAUCAAGAUUUAUAUGAUUUCUUCUCAAAAUUUAAUCAUUUUGUCAAUAUAAUAGACUCUAAGGCUUCUUUAGUAGCUAAUUAAUAAGAAUAAUAAUAGAUAAUGAUAGCCAUAUAAUGGUUUAAAUUUUAAGAGGAAAACAUUUAUAACCUUAAUAAGAAUUCUUAAAGUGUCAAUAAAUCUUAUGAUUUAAUUUUAGAUGGAAUAAGAAGACUUUUAAAAAGUUGUUUAAUAUAUAUUAAAGCUGAUUCUUUUAAAUGUUUAAACAUUUUAUAAAUAACGGCUUCUUUAUCCAAAGUAAUAUUUAGCUUCCAUAUAAUGAAUAAAAAAAGGUACAUGACAUUUGAUUUAUAAAAUUAAUUUCUUGAAAUUUCAGAUGAGUUAAAAAAAUAAAUGGAAAUAGAAAAGAAUGAUUUGAUUUAGAAUCAAAUGGAACUUUUUCUUUUAUUAACAAAAGCUUCUUUUGAGAUGGCUCCUAAUAAUCAUAAUGAAUAAUAAGAAAUUUUAAAAGGAUGUUUAAGAAAUAUUAUCAAGUCUAUUUUAGAAAUGAAGCCAAAUAUUGAUUUACUUUAAUCAUUAUUUUAAGGAGCCUGCCUCUUAUAAAAGAUCUAUAAUAUAAAUAAUAAGAGAAAAUAGUAUGAGGUAUAUUAUUAAAUAGAUAUGUUAUAAUGGGAGAUUAUAACAUAUUUUAAGAAUGAAAAAUAAAAUAAUCUUGAAGAAAUAAUAUAAUAAUUAGAGACUAUUUAUGAUAAAUUAGUUAAAACUUCAUAUAAUUGGAACGAUCAUUAUUGUUGGAUUUAAAUGUUAGAGAAAAUUUUAGUGUACAAUCCUCUGUUAAGUAUAGAAAAAUUAGAUUUGCAAAUUAAGAAUCUUAAUUUAAAUCCUAGUCCAGUAAGUUUAAUUUGGAAGGAAUACGAAAAAAAGGGAAUUCUAUAUUAAAUUAAUCAUAGCAAUAAUUAGGCUCUUAUCUUGAUUAAUUAAUUAAAAGAUAAAUAAUUAAUUUAUACUGAAAGAUUAAUAUUAGAAUCAUUUUACUAAGGAUGGUAAAAUUAUAUUUUGUUAAAAGAAUUUUUAAUGGAUAAUUAAUAUUCAAAAAAACCUUUUACAUUUGGAUCUUAUUUAAAUUGCAAAUUAGAUUUGGAUAAAGAAAAUAUUCAUAAAAAUGAAGAUUAUGUGGCUAUGGAUAAGCUCUAAAAGCUAUUAAGUCUUAUUAUUUCACAUAAAUUACUAAGUUUGAUUUAAUAGAAUCAAGAAAAACUAGAAAUAGUAAUUAAAAUAUUUAGAAAUUUAAUUAAAAGAAAUAAUAUUAAUUUAAGGAUUACUGAAAUCCCUUUUAAAUAACAAUUACAAAAAAUUAUCUUUAAUUUAGGAGAAUAUCUAUAAAACACAUUACAUAUUAUUAAAAUUCUUAGUCUUACUUAGAAUUAAUAAAAGCAUUUUGGCCUUGUAUAAUUUUAAUCGUAAAAGUCCUCAAUUAAACUUAAUUCAGUUGAGUAACUUAAAUAUUUGAUGAAACUUUUAGAAAAUAAUCUAUAAAUAUUCACUUAAGAAUUUUAAGAAAAGUCUAUUGAUUAAAAAGAUGAACAACAAUAAGUAUAUAAUAAAAUUGAUGAUAUUAAACUUAUUGAAGAAUAGAAAACAUAUAUUUAUAAUUAAUUAACAAAAAUUUAAGAUUUGAAAGAUAAAACAUACUAGAUAGUUAAACCUUUGAAUAUGUAACUUAUUGCCUUAACUAAUUCUCCAUAGAAGAAUACUGCUCUAUCUAUUAUAAAAUUUAUUGAAAAUUCUCAAAAAGAAAUCAAAAAGCUUUAAAAUGAUGAAAUAAAAGAAAAAGACUUAUUUAAAUAGUUUUAGAAUUUAUUGAAUUAUCUUUUGUUUUAUUAUGAAAGGAAAAGUGAAAAACUCAAUUUUUAAAAAUCUAAUACAGUUUUCGAGGUAAUUUAGGUAAUUAUGACUUUAAAUAAUUAAAUUAAUGAUACUGCUUAAACUAAUGAAAUUUCAUAGAAUAUUCAAGAACUUAUUUCUACAAGCCUAAUUAUAGAAAAUUUUGAAAUGAUGAGAUUUGAAAUGCUAAAAUUUAAUCAAAAAUUAAUUGUUUUUUAGGAGUUCUUCUAAAAUAUAAUAAAAUUAGCUGAACCAGAAAUUAUAUAAAAGAUAUCAGCAAAUAUUAAUCUGGAUGAAUUUCUCCUUGAAGUAAUUAAGAAAUAUCCUGAAAAAAUUCUAUUAUCUAGAUGUGAUAUAUAAAAUAAUAACAUUUCAAAAAUUAAAAGUAUUACAAUAUCAAAUGAUGACUUUAAAAAUAAUUUAUCAAAUUAAAAAUAAAUAAUUGAAUUUUUAUUAUUCAAGUUAAAUAUAGAAGAAUUAAUAAAUGAUUCUGAAAGGUAAGAUUUAUAAUUAAUUGAGAAGCAUUUCGAAGAAUUGUUCAUUUAAUAAUCUUCUCUACCUUUACAUGUAGAGAAACUAGAUUAAAUUAUUGAAGGAUUAUAAAUUGAUGAUACAAUAAAUAACAUUACUAAUGAAAAUUUUAAUUUAAAACAAUUGAAAUUAGAGGAAGAUAAGUUCGAGAAUUUUUUGAAUUAAUUGACAUUAAUUAGAGAAUCUAGUAAGGAUUCAAAUUAAUAGAUAAUUGAAAUAGAAAUAUUAAUUAAAAAAGCAGAGGUGGUUGUUGAAACAUUUCUAAAUUGCGAAAAUCAAAAUAUAGAAAUUUUUAAAAUACCAUUAUGUGAGGAGAUACGUGAUUUAAAAAAAAUAAUUGAGAAUUGCAAGAAAAAUAAAGAUAGGUAAGAUAAUGAUAAAUAAAAUAUUUAUCAAGAAAGCCAUUUAAAUAAAUUAAAUAUAUUAAAUAAUACAAGUGAUUUAGAUUAAUUUGGUAAAAAAGAUCAAAUCGAUGAUAUUUACUAUCAAAAACUUAAGAAAUUUGACAAUUGCUUUGAUGAAAAAUAUAUUACAAAUUUAAAAUUCAUAAUUAAAAUUGUAAAACUGUAUUAAAUUAAAAUAAAAGAAGAAAAAUAAGUUUUACAUGAAUUACUUGAAGAAAUUCAAAAAUUUACUAGCAAAAUUGAUUUUAUGAAAAAAUAUGAAGGAACUAUUUAAGAAAAAAUGCAAUAAAGUUUUAUUGCUUGCUUUGAAAAAAUGAUCAAUAAUCUUGAAUAAAAGUAUUGGCCAACAAAUAGUUUAUCAUUGUAAAAAAAUGAAAAUUAAUAAAUGUACUUUGAAAGAAUAUUUGCAAAUUUUUAUUCUAUAAUAAAUGAAAAUGAAAAAAUAAAAAAUUUGACUGAUGAUUUAAAAUAUCCUGCUCUGUGUUCAUAAAUUGAUCAAGGUGCUAUUCAGAAAUUAGAGGCUAAAUUUUAAGGUAAAGCAAGAGAGAAAAGUUUCAGAUUACAAAAAAUCUAAAUAAAAUAAGAAAUUCUUAUAUAAUCAGUAUCUAAAAUAUAUUUGAAACAAAAUUUAGAAUAAGAAUUUGAAAAAGACCCUAACCAAUAAAUCGGCUUAUUUAAUACUUUGAUAUAAAAAUACAAAGAUUUUAAAAAUAAUGAAGAAUGGAAAAUUAAAUAAGGAUUAGUUUUUUCAAUCAUAUCGAUUUCAUCGAAUUGUUUCACAGACACCAUUAUUUAGUUCUGCUAAAAGGCCCUUAUUUAAAUAUGGAUUUAAGAAAAAGAUGAAAGAAUUAGAAAUUUGUUAAAAAAUUAAAACUUAAUAACUAGUUAAAUCUAAAUUUUAAAGAAAGAUUGGAAGACAUAAUGUGAUAGAAUUUCAGGAGAAAUGUAAUAAUUGCUCCAUAAAAUUGAUGAUUUAUAAGAAUAAAUUUCUCAUGAAUAUAAUCUUAAAAAACGAGAUUAAUAACUUUAAGAAGUAGAUGAAACAACUUAAUAAUUGAAUGAAUAUAUUGAAAAUAUUAGCGAAAUGGGUUAACAACUUGAUUUGAUUCAUAAUUUUGUAAGCAAUAUCAGAUAGGGAUUAAAAAGAAUAGAGGGAAAAAUAAAUUAGAUAAAAAUGUAAUUGAAUAAUAUGGAUAAUGACAUUAAAUUUUUGAGAGGAAAAUCAGUUGAAUAACUGCUUGAAAUUAGAAAAUGGAAAGUAUUGGACGAAGCAGCAUAUAAAAAAAUUAAGUCUAUCUAUGUUCCAUUAAAAACUUAAGAGAAAAUGAAAGAGAAUAUAAAAAAUUUGAUGAGUUUAGAAGAAUUUGAUAAUAAAGUUGGAGCAGUGGAUGAAUUUUUAUAAGAAGAGAAAACAGUGUUGUUAAUUCAUGGUAUGGCUGGAUCAGGUAAAACUACUGCAGCAAAAAAAAUAGAAGAGUUUAUUUGGAAAUUACAUGAAAAUAAUAGAAAAAUCAAUAAGCAAUAGCUCAUACCAAUAUAUAUUUCAUUGCCUUCUUUGAAAAAUCCUGUUUUUUAAGCUGUUGAGGAGGCACUUUAAAAUGAUUAUGGUUUUGACCAGCUCUAAUUGAAGGAAUGUAAAGAAAUGCUGGAGAAGAAAUAAUUUAGAUUUUUAUUAAUAAUGGACAGUUAUGAUGAGAUGAAGUUAGAGAACAUAUAAAAAAAUUUAUACAUAAAUAAUAAAAUUAAUUAGAAUUGGACUAACCCACUUGUUAUUUUUACGACAAGAAGUGAAAUUCUUACAAGUAGUAAUUACGCAUAAUGGUUUGCACCUGAUGAUUAAGAAAAAUUGAAAGAAAUCUAGAUUCUAAAAUUUGACUAAGUAUAAAAGCAAGAAUAUCUUAAAAAAUACACGAUUUAAAGUAUUAAAAUGUUGGUUUUUGAAAUAUAUGAAUGGUAAAUUCAAGUUUAAAGCAGAGAAGCUAUUGAUAUCAAUAAGUUUGAAAUGUGUUGGGAAAAAUUAUAAUCAUCAAUUUUUAAAUACGAUUUAUCAAAGUUGAAAUCUGAAACUCUAUUAAAUCAAAAAUAAAUAGAAAGCAUUUUAUUAUAUUUGAAUGAUGAUGAAUUUAUUGCUUUAAAAAGUAAUGAAGCUAUAAGAAGCCUUAGGAUAAAUUUACAAAAACUAUGGAGCGUUGAAAAAUAUGACAAUAUGAUGUAGUAGAUGAAUUUAAAUAAAUUUAUGGAAACUCCAUAUAUGAUGGAAAUUAUAGUAUAAGUGUUGCCAGAAAUGAUGGUGAAAGCGGCUGAGAUAGUUAAUUUAAAAUAAAAUUUCAUAAAGAAUUUUUCAAAAAUGUUUAAAGAUUUCUUCAAAAGCAAAAGUUUGAUUCAUUUAUAUAAUUAAUAUAAGAAAAAUUAUCUAAUAAAAGUAAAUAAUGAAGUUGAAAAAGAAACUUGCCAAAAAAAUUUUGUUGAUUAGAAUAAGAAAUGGGAAGUUUUAUAGGUUUAUGAUUGUUUUGACUCUACUUCAACAGAUUUAUAAAAUUGGGAAAAAAUUGAUAAUCUUUAGAUUGCUCUAGAGGUUUGGAAUAGGAUGGAAGAAAAUUUAAUUCCUAGUUAAUUAUAGAUUUCUAAUGAAUUCAACGAACUAAGUUAAAAACUUUUAUAGAUUUUUUAACUUAAUCGAGGGCUACCAAAUAAUGAAUUAAAUAAAGUUGAAAUUAAAAAGGAAAACCUAAUUUAAUUAGUUUUUGAUGCCUUAAAAGAAUAAAAUCUCACAAAUUAUGAUUUUUAUGAUGAGUUUAUUAAUAUGUAUCAUUUGAAACAAAUUGAAAAAUAGAGAAGCUUAAGAAAAUCUAUAAAUAUUGAUCGUUUUCUUCAUGAUUUAAAAUAAUAUUCAAUUAAACUUGCAAAAACAAUGAGCAAAAAAUUAGUGACUUAAGUCUAAUAUUAAUAAUAAGGUUUAUUAUAUAAGGAUGAAAGAGAAGAAGAAAAAUGGCUAAAUGAAUUUUUUAAUGAUGAUGGGUAAUACGGAUCAUACAAAAAGGAUAUAAGAAGUUGCUCAUUGAUCUAAUAAAAAGGUACAAACUUUUAAUUUGUCCAUAAAUCUAUAUAAGAGUUCUUAAUUGCAGUCGAUUUAUACGAAGUACUAGUGUUAUCAAAAGAUUUUGAUAUUUAAAUAUUCAGAUCGAUAAUUGAAAUUUUGUCAAAAUAAAGAUACGAAGAAUAAAAUUGUGAAGAAUUUCUUUCAUCUCAAGAGCAUUUCGAAAUUUAUAUAAAUGAAGAUAAUUUAUCACUUUUCGAAAGGCAAUAAAAAUUUAAUACUUGGUAAAAGAGCAUUAUGUCAAUUAUAAAUCUAAUCAAAAUACUAAAAUAACAUGAUUUUAAUUAGAUUAAUUAUUCCACUGAAAUUUAUACAGAAACAAGAAAAUUUUUGAUUAAAAAAAUUUCAUCAGAGGUGAAGAUUAUAGAAUUUUUAAAAUUAAUUGUUCAUCUAACUUCUUUAGAUAAAAAUUUAAUAUAGAGUGGGUCUAAUUCACUCAAUAUACUAGUCGAAAUGAAAGUUGAUCUUACAAACUAGUUUUUUCUUAAUAUAAGGAUUUAAAAUACUUCUUUAAUUGGAGGUAAUUUUGCAAAAUGCAAUCUAAGUGGAGCUGAAUUUUAAAAUAUAAAUAUAAAUGGAAUGAAUUUAAAUGGAGCUUAAUUAUUUGAUUGUAAAUGGAAAAAUUUAAGAAUUAAUGAUUUACAUUAAUUAAAUGGUCAUGAUGGACCUGUUAAUUCCUUAUGCUUCUCUCCUGAUGGUAUUAUAUUGGCAUCUGGUAGUAUGGAUUAAUCUAUUCGUUUAUGGGAUGUUGGAACAGGAUAGCAAUAAUCCAUAUUUUAAGGACAUAGCAAUUCAGUUUAGUCAGUAUGCUUUUCUCCUGAUGGUAGUGUAUUAGCAUCUGGUAGUGAUGAUAAGACUAUUCGUUUGUGGAAUUUUAAAACAGGAAAAUAAAUAUUAUAAUUAAAUGGUCAUCAUGCAGAAGUCCUAUCUGUUUGCUUCUCUGUUGAUGGUAGAACAUUAGCAUCUGGUGGUGGUGAUAAGACAAUUCGUUUAUGGGAUAUUAAAACUGGACAUUAAAAAUCUAAUUUAGAAGGGCAUAGUAAUAAUGUCACAUCAGUCUGCUUCUCUCCAGAUGGUACUAACUUAGCAUCUGCUAGUUGGGAUAAUACUAUCCGUUUGUGGGAUGUUAAGUCUGGACAACAAAUGUCAAAAUUUGAUGGACAUAUUAGUUACAUCUCAUCAAUUUGCUUCUCCCCUGAUGGUACUACAUUAGCAUCUGGUAGUAAUGAUAAAUCAAUCCGUUUAUGGGAUGUUAAAACAGGACAAUAAAAAUCUAAAUUACAAGGGCAUAGUUAUGGGGUCUAUUCAAUAUGUUUCUCCCUUGACGGUAAUACAUUGGCAUCCGGUAGCGAUGAUAAUUCUAUCCGUUUAUGGGAUGUAAAAACAGGAUAACAAAAAUCUAAAUUGGAUGGACAUAGUAAUGCAAUUCUAUCAGUCAGCUUCUCUCCUGAUGGAAUAAAAUUAGCAUCUGCUUGUUGGGAUAAUUCUAUCCGUUUGUGGGAUGUUAAGACAGAACAAUAAAAAACCUAAUUAGAAGGACAUAGUAGUUUUGUAUCAUCAGUAUGUUUUUCUCCUGAUGGUACUACGUUGGCAUCUGGCAGCAAUGAUAGCUCUAUCCGCUUAUGGGAUGUAAAAACAGGAUAACAAAAAUCUAAAUUGGAGGGACAUAGUAAUGCAGUUCUAUCAGUCUGUUUCUCUCCUGAUGGUACUACAUUAGCAUCUGGUAGUAAUGAUAAAUCAAUUCGUUUAUGGGAUAUUAAGACAGGAUAAUAAAUGUUUAAAUUAGAUGGCCAUAAUUUUGCAGUUUAUUCAAUAUGCUUCUCUCCUGAUUGCACUAUGUUAUCAUCUGGGAGUGAUGAUAGCUCUAUCCGCUUAUGGGAUGUAAAGACAGGAUUACAAAUAUUAAAAUUAGAUGGACAUAGUAAUGCAGUUCUAUCAGUUUGCUUUUCUCCUGAUGGUACUAUUUUAGCAUUUGGUAGCGAUGAUAAUUCUAUUAGUUUAUGGGAUGUUAAGACUGAAUAAUUACAACUUAAAUUAGAAGGUCAUAAUGGUUGGGUUUAAUCUGUAUGCUUCUCUCCUGAUGGUAGGAUAUUAGGAUCUUGUAGCGGGGAUAAGUCUAUCCGUUUAUGGGAUGUUAAGACAGGAAAAUAAAAAUCUUUAUUAAAUGGUCAUACUCAUCAUGUUUAAUCAAUAUGUUUCUCUCCUGAUGGCACUACAUUAGCAUCUGGUAGUAAUGAUUGCUCUAUUCUUUUAUGGGAUGUUGAAACAGGAUAGUAAAAGUCAAAAUUAGAUGGCCAUACUCAUUACGUUCAAUCAGUUUGUUUCUCUCCUGAUGGUACUUUGUUAGCGUCUGGAAGUUGUGAUUAAUCUAUCCGUUUAUGGGAAGUUAAGAAAGGAUAAAUAAUUAACCCCUUGGAGGAAAAUUAUAAAGAUAAUCUUGCAAAUUUGUUAAAACCACUUUAACAUAUUUCAUUUUCCGAAGACGGUAUAAAUUAUUUUUUUUAUUUAGUAAACAAUAAUAUAACUAUUCAACAUAUAUCUCAAUAACCAAUUUUUUAAGCAAAAGGAGCUUUAAUCUUGAAUGGAGAAUUUACAAAUCAUUUAGGCAUGGAUUUACGAAAACUAUUUGAAUAAAGAGGAAGUUUUAUUUUAGAAACAUACCUAGAAUAACAAAAAAAUAAAAUUAAAAAUUGA